AUAUAUGUAUAGAACAAGUUUUCUUGAUCAUAAAGCCAGUGAUUAGUUAAACGAAUAUUUUUUGAACGUUUACUCUAUAUGGAUUAUUAUUAUACCACUCUUCUAGCUCUCUUGCUAGCCUGGACUUUGAUCCAAGGCUUCACUUUAUUACUAGCAUUAUUACCAACAAACAGAAGCAGAAAGCUUCCUCCAGGACCCUUCCCAUUACCCAUAAUUGGAAACCUCCACUUGCUAGGCAAUCAGCCGCAUAAAUCAUUUGCCAAGCUCGCAAAUUUUCAUGGCCCAAUUAUGCGUCUGAAGUUGGGCCAGAUAACAACUGUGGUCAUUUCUUCUUCAGACCUAGCCAGACAAGUGUUCCAAAAGCAAGACUUAGCCUUCUCUAGUAGAUCAAUUCCUGAUAUGGUUCAAACGGAAAAUUUUCACAUGUUCUCCGUUUCUUGGCUUCCCUCUGUUUCCCCUCAAUGGAGAAAUCUCCGAAAAGUCUUGAAUGCUUACAUCUUCUCCGUUAACAAGCUUGAUGCCAGCCAGCACCUUAGGUACAAGAAGAUCCAAGAACUUGUUGUUUAUUGUCAAAGGAGUAGCCAAAUUGGCGAGGCGGUAGAUAUUGGUGGAGCAAUUUUCAGGACCUUGUUGAAUUUACUUUCCAACACCCUCUUUUCAAAAGACUUGGCGGAUCCGUAUGUAAAUUCCGGUAAAGAAUUUAAGGAUCUGGUGGAGGAAAUAAUGAUGGACUUGGGUAAACCAAACUUGGUGGAUUACUUCCCACUGCUAAAACUUGUAGAUCCUCAAGGGCUGAGGCGAUAUAAUUCUCGUUUCGGAAAGCUACUAAAUCUAUUUAAUGGAAUGAUAAGUGAGAGGCUGGAGCUAAGGAAGGUUCAAAAUGAUCAAAAGACUGAUGUUUUAGACGCCUUAAUCACAGCCACUGAACAGAGGCCCAAAGAGAUUGAUCUCAAGCAUAUAGCAACAAUUUGUUUGGACCUAUUUGUUGCCGGGACUGAUACAAGUUCGAACAUAGUGGAAUGGGCUAUGGCUGAGAUUCUUAAAGCUCCAGAAAUUAUGAAGAAAGCCCAAGCCGAGCUCGCAGAAGUCAUCGGAGAAGGCAAGGCAAUAGAGGAAGCUGACGUUGGCCGGCUCCCUUACUUGCAGUGCAUUAUUAAAGAAGCUUUCAGGCUGCACCCUCCGGCUCCUUUUUUAGUUCCUCGAAAAGUAGAGCAAGAUGUUGAGGUGUGUGGCUACACUGUCCCUAAGGGUUCAAAAGUGCUUACUAAUGUGUGGGCAAUUGGCCGAGAUCCAACUCUUUGGGAAGACCCUUUGAUAUUUAAUCCUGAUAGGUUUAAGGAUUCAAAAUUGGAUGUGCGAGGUCGAGAUUUUGAGUUAAUUCCAUUUGGUGCUGGUCGAAGAAUUUGUCCUGGUUUGCCAUUGGCUAUAAGGAUGGUUCCAGUAAUGCUUGGCACACUGUUGAAUACAUUUAAAUGGAAAAUUGAGGGUGACAUUGCACCAAAAGACUUGGACAUGCAGGAGAAAUUUGGCCUCACUUUGGCCAAACUUCGCCCUCUGCGAGCCGUCCCGCUUCCCCUUCCAACUCCCAAGGAUGGCUUCCUAGAAAAGGCAAUGGAUUAAUAUUGUAACUAAUAUUUCAUUUCCAAAAAAUGAAAAAGAAAUGAAGCAUUAAUUAGUAUAAGCAUAAAUUAUGUACUCAAUAAUUUGCUGUGAAGGAAAGUUUCUUCCUAAGAAAGAGAUAGGGAAGAUUUAUUGGAAAAGUAAGCAUACAAGAUGUCUAACAUCCAUGUACUACUUGCAUUUGGAAUGUUAACUCAUAUUCGAAUUUGAUUUA
Molecule: messenger RNA, 1834 nt
Organism: Lycium ferocissimum
Lineage: Eukaryota; Viridiplantae; Streptophyta; Magnoliopsida; Solanales; Solanaceae
Product: geraniol 8-hydroxylase-like
Exons: 3
Coding region: 79-1620 (513 amino acids)
Molecular function (GO): oxidoreductase activity, acting on paired donors, with incorporation or reduction of molecular oxygen; heme binding; iron ion binding
Source: RefSeq, a predicted model, not a curated record